Molecule: messenger RNA, 430 nt
Organism: Anolis sagrei ordinatus
Lineage: Eukaryota; Metazoa; Chordata; Lepidosauria; Squamata; Anolidae
Source: RefSeq, a predicted model, not a curated record
ACCACAGAAGGUGAUAGGAAUCUCCACAGUCUCAAUCUACAAACAAGGAGACAGCAGAUUUGCUAGGAUGGUCCCAAAAAAAGUGAUGGCAACCCUUCUGGUCCUGUACACGGUAGCCAUGCUGGCUGAACAGAGCGAAGGCUACACUGCCUUUUUUACUCGGGAAGAUUUCAGAAAAAUGGAGGAGAGUGAGAAGAACAAGGCACAGAGAAAAUCCCUGAGUCUGCAGCAGCGAUCAGAACCAAAUGAUUUUCCUGAAUUUUUAGAAGAUGAAGGGCAGAUCAUCAAGCUGACUGCUCCUGUAGAAAUUGGAAUAUAUCUGAAUUCUAGGCAGCUGGAAAAAUACAAAGAUGUCCUGCAGGAACUCCUAACAGAGAUGUUACCCAAUACUCGGAAUGCGAGCCGACCUUCCCAAGGUGGCAACCGCUAG